AUGAAACAAUCACUAAUCACACUAGCAAAAGCUGUUAGACCACGUCGUCCAGAAAGACCAAAUCAAGUUUUAUUACCACCAGUUACAUUAUAUAGAAAAAUUCUUAGAGCUCAUAAAUUAUUACCAAAAGAACAAAGAGAAUUAGGUGAUUUAUAUGUUAAAGAUGAAUUUAAAGCUCAUAAAUCUACGGAUAAUCCAUUAUAUAUCGUUGGAUUCUUGACAAGUUGGCAAGAAUAUUUACAAUUGAUUACAAAUGGGAAAUGGAAAGAAAGUAGUUUAACUAAUGAACAAUUAACUAAAAUGUCUCCAGAUCAAGUUAAUCAAGUGAGUAUAAUAAAAACAUAG
Hansenula ciferrii is the source of this 345-nucleotide messenger RNA. It is a transcript of the gene SDH7, whose product is annotated as Sdh7p. NCBI's taxonomy places the organism in Eukaryota, Fungi, Ascomycota, Saccharomycetes, Phaffomycetales, Wickerhamomycetaceae. The transcript has a single exon. Gene Ontology annotation, biological process: succinate metabolic process; mitochondrial respiratory chain complex II assembly. Gene Ontology annotation, cellular component: mitochondrial intermembrane space; mitochondrion. The record is from RefSeq and is a predicted model, not a curated record. The coding region runs from base 1 to 345 and encodes 114 amino acids.